CACUAGUGUAUCAUAUCAAGACACAUGACUUUUAUGCAGACUUGGCUGCUAACCCUAGCUUGUUGAACCGUAUGGACACUGCCAACCUUCCCAGUGCCCAUCCAUGUUAUGUGGCAGAUAGGAAGAAGAGCCCAGGGUUCUUCUCUGAUGAAGUUGAUGGUAAUGUGAUUACUGAGUUUUGUGCCUUGAGGGCGAAAUCGUAUGCAUUCAACCUUUAUACAGGGGAGAACAAUGUUGGAGGAGGAGAGAAGAUCAAGGCGAAGGGUAUCAGGUCUCGUGUGGUUAAGAAUCACAUGACGUUGGAAGACCAUAGAAAGUGUUUGUUUGGAGAAGCUGGUGUGGAGGCUUACCAGGAUUAUGUUUCAAUACGGUCAUUCAAACAUAAUCUCAUGACAAUCAACACAAAAAAAUUGACAUACAACAGUUACAAUGACAAGAGGGUGGUGUUAGAAGACAAAAUAAACACAUUAGCCCAUGGUCAUUAUAGUAUAGAGUAA
Aphis gossypii (cotton aphid) is the source of this 497-nucleotide messenger RNA. RefSeq lists its product as uncharacterized. The coding region runs from base 72 to 497 and encodes 141 amino acids. The record is from RefSeq and is a predicted model, not a curated record. Lineage: Eukaryota; Metazoa; Arthropoda; Insecta; Hemiptera; Aphididae. The transcript has a single exon.